This is a messenger RNA of Harmonia axyridis, 2209 nucleotides long. RefSeq names its product gelsolin-like. NCBI's taxonomy places the organism in Eukaryota, Metazoa, Arthropoda, Insecta, Coleoptera, Coccinellidae. Bases 573 to 2003 code for a protein of 476 amino acids. The record is from RefSeq and is a predicted model, not a curated record. Gene Ontology annotation, molecular function: actin filament binding. The transcript is spliced from 7 exons.
CAGAGAAGGAACAAUAUGAAAGUAGUUUUCAAAGAAAAAUCUUUCCUCUGUUCCCAAUGUAAUAAUUAAGCUCUUGAUUCCUUUUCCGAUUAAUGAUCCAAUCGAAAUGAUGAUCAAACUAUCGUUACGCUAUAAAAAUGAACUGUACGGACCUGAACCGUGACUAAACCUGCUUGAAUACAGAACUGACCUCGAGAAAUCCAUUCAAGACAAUAAAAUGUUAUAGCAGAAUGCCGAGUUUGACUGUGUCAAAUUGUUGUGUGAAUAUUUUUUGUGGUUCAGAUUGAAACAAUAUCAGCUACAUCCGUUUUUCAGUUAUGCAAGUGUAUAAUCUCUUAUAGAACAGUGAAAUCAAACGUUAAUCCAACAGUUUAAGCUGAAUAACCUUCAUGAACGUGUGGAAUAUAUGAAGAAGUGCCGGUAUAUGCAAAGUUAAUUUCAAUACAUUCAAAGAGAUUCAGAUUCUUUCCUAUUAAUAAUCUUUUCGUCAAACUGGAUUGUCAGCAAAGGAAAAUUCAAUAGGAGUUAAGGGAGUUGCUCGUGAUUUCGAUAAAAAUAACACAAAACCCAAAAUGAGUGAAAUUCCUCCAGAAUUCGAAAAUGCUGGUCAGAACCAUGGUAUAGAAAUAUGGAGAAUUGAGGAUUUCAACCCAGUUCCAUACCCAAAGGAUCAAUAUGGAAAAUUCUAUGAAGGAGACUCCUAUAUCAUCUUAUCUACUAAAAUUUUUGAGAAUGAUGCAAAGGAAUGGAAUUUACACUACUGGAUAGGAUCAAAAACAUCUCAGGAUGAAGCUGGAGCUGCUGCAGUUCUAACAGUCCUACUGGACGAGUCACUAGGUGGUGUGCCAAUUCAAUACCGUGAAGUCCAAGAGCAUGAAUCACAACUCUUCAUUUCCUAUUUCAAGAAUGGCGUUCGUUAUCUACCAGGCGGUGUUAAAUCAGGUUUCCAUCACGUUGAUCCAGAUUCCUUCGAAAAGAAAUUAUACCAUGUGAAGGGCUCAAGAAAUGUGAGAGUGAAACAGGUGGAUCCUAGCAUUUCUUCGAUGAAUAAUGGUGAUUGUUUCAUUCUGGAUGCUGGCAAAAACAUUUAUGUUUAUGAAGGCACUAAAAGCCGAAGAAUUGAACGGUUGAAGGCUGUAACUGCUGCUCAACAAAUACGAGAUGACGAUCAUGCAGGACACUCUAAAGUGGAAAUAAUCGAUGAAUCCAGUUCUGAUAGGGAGAGAGAAGAGUUUUUCGAGAUUCUUGGUUCUGGUUCGCCAUCGGAGGUACCUUCAGAAUCAAAUGGAGGUGACGAUCAACAAUUUGAAGCCAACCAAGAACGAACAACAUCCCUAUACAAGGUGUCAGAUGCUUCUGGCGAACUAGAAAUCGAAGCAGUGGGAGAAAAACCUUUACUGAAAUCAUCAUUAGACACCAAUGACUGCUUCAUUUUGGAUACUAUAGAUUCCAAUAUCUUCAUCUGGAUAGGUAAAAAGUGCAACACCGUCGAAAAAACCAAUGCUAUGAAAAUCGCGGAAAAGUACUUGAAAUCCAAAAAUUAUCCUUCUUGGACACAUGUUCAGAGGAUUGUGGAAGAGGCUGAACCUACAGCUUUCACUCAAUACUUCAAAUCAUGGGAGGGCCCAAGACCAUUUAGGAGUAGAGUUGUACGUGAAGCUAGCAGUGAAGAAGCAGAAGGUUGGGAAGCAAGACUCUUUCACGCCUCGAUCAAGCAUAACAGCAUGCAAUUCGAUGUAGAUCAAAUUUUCGAUUUCGAACAAAAAGAUCUCAAUCCUGAUGAUGUUAUGAUUUUGGACCUUGGCACCAAAGUUUACUUAUGGAUCGGGAAAAAUGCUAGUGACCAAGAAAAACUGAAAAGCGAAAAAUUAGUCACGGCAUAUUUGGGGAAAUUUGGCAGAGAUGAAGUUCCUGUAAUAACAAACAACCAAGAAGAGGAAGACGAAAAAUUCAAGAAACAAUUUCCCUCUUGGAGUAAUGAUUUUUGGGCGAUGAACCUAUAAUUUUUAAGAAUUUCUUGUUAUGUAUUGUAUUUAGUGCACGUAUUUAUUUCUUAUUUUCAUAUAGCAUUAACUACCUCGCUUUACAAGGUAAUGCAUAGUUCUUUUAUAUAGAAAAUUGUGAUUUAUUGAAUCAAAAUUUACGUUUAUAGAUUGAGAUCAAUCAUGAUAUCAUGGAUAUAUUAUUAAUAAAAGCUUAUUCCAUUGUU